Diversispora eburnea is the source of this 927-nucleotide messenger RNA. The record is from the annotation of a GenBank genome assembly. Lineage: Eukaryota; Fungi; Glomeromycota; Glomeromycetes; Diversisporales; Diversisporaceae.
AUGUCCCAAACAAAGCAUUGUUUCGCUGGUCAUUCUUCCAAUGAUUUUAUUUAUCGUGAUUACAAAAAUGAGAUUUAUUCAAAUUUAGAAUGUAAUAUGUGUACUAAAGAACAUUAUCUUCAAGAAUUUGGAACAUGGUCUAGUGGGAAUUCUGAUAUUGACAAAGUUAUUCAAGAAUCACAAAGUUCUCUAAUAAAUCGAGAUCAAUUUACAAUGAAUUAUAAUAAUAGUUUACAAUGGAUACCUUAUGAUGAUUUUUAUGAUAUCAGGCACAUAGCAGAUGGUGGAGAUGGAUCUGUAUAUUCGGCCAAAUUAAGAAAAGGCUUAAAAUGGUAUUGGGAUUUAAACAAACAGGAUUGGAAAUAUUGGGUUUAUUAUAGAUUUGCUUUGAAAGAAUUAAAAGAUUCUAGAUAUGAUUUAUCUGAAUUUCUUAAAAAGAUUAUAAUCGUUAAUGAUUCUGAUUACAUUAAUAAAUGUUAUGGAAUUUCAAAAAAUCCUUUUACACAAAAUUACAUUAUUGUUACGGAUAUAUAUGAUUAUAGCUUGCAUCAUUAUUUAAGUUGUUGGGACUUAAGGUGGGAAACAAAAAUUGACUUAUUAUUAUUAAUAUCUUUUGGUUUUGAUAACUUACAUAGAAAGAAUAUAGUUCACGAUAAUAAAAUUAUGCGACAACUUGAAAUUGCUGAUCAAAAUCAAGGAAAAGUAUUCAAAUCACAAUCAGAAUUAUUUCCAUAUCCAAAUAAGUCACACCCACAAUCAUGUUAUAUUAGUAGAUGCAUUUAUACUCUUCAUGGAUUACAUGAUUCAUUGGAUGACAUCAAAUCUGGAAAAUCUUCUGAUCCUAAUUUAUUAAAGUCAAAUGAAAUAAUUACUUAUGAUAUGGAUUCUAAGGAAUCUAAAGAAUGCAUAAAUUUGGAUAAAAUUUAA